AUGAAAGAAUUUAAACUCUUUGCCUUUGUCCCUCUUUUUGUCUUAGCCCUUAUAAAUAUAAAAUGUAUUAUAAAUAUAACGCAGAAGAGGUACUUACAUUUUGGGUAUCAUCAUAACCCUUAUCAGAGAAAAAAAAAUAAGAGCAAGAAGUAUGCCUUUAUUGGGUUUGAUAAAAAGGAAUACCAUUUGAUAAAUUUAAGCAAGAAUAAAAUAACCCCUAAUAAUAAAUAUAUUGUAAAAAAGCAGAACAGUGUGCACGUUUUAUAUUCACAGGGUUUUGAGGAUGGAAGAAAAGAAUUGAAGAACAAUUCUUUGAAUAAAAAAGGUAAAAAUUUAUGGAAUAAAUUUACGUCUAAAUUUUUGAUGGGAUUUAGCAAAGAUGUCUUAAUUAAAUUCUUUUGCGCUGGUAGCUUCUGUUUAGCAUUAUAUCCAGUAUAUACCAUUUUAAUAAAUAAAAAAAUUGAACUGACUAUAGGAAAUAUUUUUAAAGAAAACUUAUUGUGUCUAAAUAUACCCCUCAAAAUCAGACGAUGUUUUUUAACUAUAUCGCUUUCUGAAUUCAGAUCCUCUCCACUUUUCCUAUCAACAAUUCUUAUUGCAUCCUAUUCUUUAUAUAUUAUUUUAAAGGUUUAUAUAGAAAAACGCAGGGAAGAAAAGCGGAUUAAAUCUGCAAUCGAUGCUUAUAAUAAAAGUAAAGACGAAUACAUAAAUAUGGGUACGGAUUCCACAGAUGAAAAUGACCAUGGUGCAGAUUAUUUUGAUGACAUACAAGAGGAGAACUAUUUCAAUAAAGACAUUUAUUAA
Molecule: messenger RNA, 804 nt
Organism: Plasmodium gonderi
Lineage: Eukaryota; Apicomplexa; Aconoidasida; Haemosporida; Plasmodiidae
Product: conserved Plasmodium protein, unknown function
Exons: 1
Coding region: 1-804 (267 amino acids)
Source: RefSeq, a predicted model, not a curated record